This is a messenger RNA of Candidozyma pseudohaemuli, 1893 nucleotides long. RefSeq names its product coiled-coil domain-containing protein. The coding region runs from base 1 to 1893 and encodes 630 amino acids. The record is from RefSeq and is a predicted model, not a curated record. The transcript has 2 exons. Lineage: Eukaryota; Fungi; Ascomycota; Pichiomycetes; Serinales; Metschnikowiaceae. Gene Ontology annotation, cellular component: mitotic spindle; kinetochore; nuclear envelope. Gene Ontology annotation, biological process: attachment of mitotic spindle microtubules to kinetochore; mitotic spindle assembly checkpoint signaling.
AUGUCCCAACGCAGCCUGCUGCCAUUCGUCGAAUUCCGACUGUCAGACAGCAAAGGCGACUUACUAGAGCGGAUUUCCAAAUUGGAGUAUGAAAAUGGAGCUCUUCGAACCGAAAAACGCCUACUUGAACAGAGUAGCGACUCACUGAAGAAGAGGUAUGAGGACCUUCUUUCACGGAAAAACGAGGAGUUGGCCGCAUUACAAGGCAAUUUCGACUACGUGUUCAACCAGAGGAAGGAGCUACAAAGCAAAUUGCAGAACCAGAAGGAUAUCGCUGGGAAAAGCUCGUCUGACUCGUUGGCUGAAUCCUCCACAUUGAAGAAAGAAAACAGGCUGUUGAAGCAGCAGCUUGAUCGCUUGGAAAGGCUGUACAACAGCGUGACAGGCAAAUGUGAGCAUCUCAGGGCAGACCUCAACCGGGAGCUUUCAGCCAACGACCAAUAUAGAGACCAGGUCAAGGUGCUUGAGAAAGAGAUCCUGCGCUUGUCUCAGCUUAAUGAUGACUUGACCGAACGUCUCAGGAUGGCAAAGAGACAGUCAGAAAAUGGCUCUGUUAUCAAGACGGCUGAAGACCUACGGUUGAGAAACAUGUCUCUCCAACAGACCAACAGCCAGCUUCAGGCCAAGGUGGAUCUGCUCCUCCAGCACAAGACGAGUGUUGAGCUUUUGAGACAAAAAUGUGCUUCGUUGUCCAAUAAGGUGGAAAGCCUUGAAAGUGCCGAUCGCAGAGCUGCUCAGCUGGAAAUCGGUCGUCUUGAGAUCAAAGCCAAGUUCGACGAGUACUUUGGCUUUUUGGCACAGAACUUGGAAGGCGGUGAUGAUGCCGAAAGCCAAGACGCCAAAGUUUCCAGCCUUCUUCUGGAUUAUAGAGGUUUGCAGAACAAGAACUUGGUUCUCUACGACAAGCUCAACCAGGCACAGGUGUCUAUCACAGAGCUUACGCAGUCAGGCGAGCAACUUAUAGCCAAAUUAGAGCAGGAGCUCGAGCCUGAGAAUCAGAAAUUGAAGGAAGAGCUUGAAAAGGUGCAGGCUGAACUCAAGGAGCUUCAGAAGAUAAAACUUCUCAACACUCGUGAGAUCGAAUUUCUUCGCAGAUCUGUCAAAGAGCUCGAUGCUGCUUUGUUGCGCAAGCUGAGUGCCAGCUCUGAAAAUGAAGACAAAGACAAGAGCCAGGCGACUAACCAGUAUCUCUCCAAUUUGGAGAAGUUGGUCGACGACUAUAAGAAAGAGAUUGAAACCUUACGUCAGGAGAAGAAUGGCGUCAGCGUUGCGCCUUUGGCACCUACAAAGCGUCCAAGAAUUCUAGAAGACGAUACGCACGUUUUUAACACGAAGACGCUUCGAAACGAGAACAUCGAGCUACUUUCCAAGAUAAAGGGACUCAAAGAUGAGGUUAGCAUUCUCAAAAAUAAGCUUGACGCUUAUGACAACGCAACAACCCAAACGACGCAUAUUCUCGAACUCAGGAAGAACCCGUUUAAUAGAGACCAGCUUGUCAAGCAAGAGACGCUUGAUCUUCUUCGCAAGGAAAACGAAGCACUCAUUACAAAGUUCGUCAACAAUGCGGAUGUCGAAACUGUUCCAAUGGCUCUUUUUGCAAGACAAGAGAAUGAUAAGGAGAAUCUACAAAGCAAAAUUGAUCAGCUUAAUAAGAAGAACAGUCGCUUGACAAGUGUCUACACAGACAAAAGCAAGAAGAUCAUGUCUUUGGUGUCUAAAUUCUUUGGCUAUUCCAUUGAGUUUGUCCCAAGUCCUAUGAACCCUAAUGAUUUGUGUUCGAAAAUGAAACUCUAUUCCAAGUUUCAGAACAGAAAUGGAAAAGAGUCCGAAGCGUGCUAUUUGACCCUCGACCCCAUGGUGCCUACGACUUCCGCAACCUAUGUUCUGAAUUAG